Molecule: messenger RNA, 1635 nt
Organism: Morchella importuna
Lineage: Eukaryota; Fungi; Ascomycota; Pezizomycetes; Pezizales; Morchellaceae
Exons: 7
Coding region: 1-1635 (544 amino acids)
Biological process (GO): transmembrane transport; carbohydrate transport
Cellular component (GO): membrane
Molecular function (GO): carbohydrate:proton symporter activity
Source: RefSeq, a predicted model, not a curated record
AUGUCUGGCGGAAGAAAUGGCUCGUCAAUCCAUGGAUUGACGGGCAAGCCGUUACUAUAUUUUACAAGUAUCUUCGUGAGCUUGGGUGUGUUCUUGUUUGGCUAUGACCAAGGUGUAAUGUCUGGUAUUAUAACUGGACCGUAUUUUAAAGACUACUUUAAUCAGCCAACUCGAGCUGAGAUCGGGACUAUGGUUGCUAUUCUAGAAGUUGGAGCUUUCUUCUCCUCUCUUAUAGUUGGUCGAUUAGGUGAUGUUUAUGGUCGCCGAAGAGUAAUUCUCUGGGGAGCUGUAAUUUUUGUCACUGGAGGUGCUUUUCAGACUCUCUGUAAUGGCAUGGGAAUGUUGGUACUGGGCCGUAUCAUUGCCGGUGUUGGUGUUGGAGCGUUAUCAACCAUCGUCCCGGUCUACCAAUCCGAGAUCUCGCCUUCCCAUAACCGAGGUCAACUUGCAUGCAUUGAGUUCACUGGUAAUAUCAUCGGAUAUGCAUCUAGUGUGUGGGUUGACUACGGCUGCACUUACAUCGAAGGUAACAUGUCAUGGCGUCUACCGUUGUCUAUGCAAUGUAUCAUGGGCGCUCUUCUCGCAAUUGGUUCAUUAAUCAUUUGUGAAUCCCCAAGGUGGCUUCUUGACAAUGAUCACGACGAGGAAGGGAUGGUCGUAUUGGCCAAUCUUUAUGGAGGUGGAGACGUUCACAACGAACAUGCCAGGAACGAAUUCCGCGAAAUCAAGGAAAACGUUAUCAUUACACGCCAAGAGGGCGAGCGCUCAUAUUCGGAGAUGUGGUCUCGAUACAGGAAGCGUCUCUUGAUUGCCAUGUCGUCCCAAGCAUUCGCUCAACUGAACGGUAUCAACGUGAUCUCGUACUACGCCCCAUUGGUUUUUGAACAAGCUGGUUGGGUUGGUCGCGAUGCCAUCUUAAUGACCGGUAUUAAUGGUAUUGUUUAUGUCUUGAGUACCAUUCCUCCAUGGUAUCUUAUGGAUAAAUGGGGUCGUCGCCCAAUCCUUUUGUCAGGUGCUAUUGUCAUGUGUCUUUCACUUUCAGCGAUAUCUUACUUCAUCUACAUCGACGUGCAUUAUACACCACGGAUGGUUGUUAUAUUUGUUAUCAUUUAUAACGCAUUUUUCGGAUAUUCAUGGGGACCUGUCCCAUGGUUGUACCCACCGGAGAUCAUGCCUUUGAGCAUCAGAGCUAAGGGUGCUUCUCUUUCAACGGCGACUAAUUGGGCUUUCAACUGGUUGGUUGGUGAAAUGACACCCGUUCUACAAGAUUGGAUCAAGUGGAGACUCUAUCUGGUUCAUGCCUUCUUUUGCGCCGUCAGUUUUGUGCUUGUAUGGUUUGUAUACCCAGAAACCAAGGGCGUUGCGUUGGAAGACAUGGAUCAAAUCUUCGGAGAUCAAACCGUCGUCGCAACACCGGCAACUGCCAGAGACUCACUCCUUCACCCAAGCCGCACUGGAAGCCCAGUACCCUCACUCGAUAUCGGCCGCUCAGAUGCAAAGCGAACACCCUCACCUGUCUACCGUAGCCGAGGCGGGAGCGGGAUCGGCGGAUGGAUCAAGGGAGUGUUUGGCGGAAAAUCAGAAAAUGAGACCGGAGGAAACUAUAGACGCCUUGAUGAGGGAGAUGACGUUUAG